Messenger RNA from Merops nubicus (carmine bee-eater), 850 nucleotides. RefSeq names its product TBC1 domain family member 24-like. NCBI's taxonomy places the organism in Eukaryota, Metazoa, Chordata, Aves, Coraciiformes, Meropidae. The transcript has 5 exons. The annotation marks the transcript as partial. The record is from RefSeq and is a predicted model, not a curated record.
GCAGAAUGUGCACUUAGCAGUUCAUGCUGAGAACUUCAAGUCUGAAAUUGUCAGUGUGAAGGAGAUGCGAGAUAUCUGGUCGUGGAUCCCAGAGCGAUUUGCACUUUGCCAGCCCCUCUUGCUUUUCACCACCUUGGAACACGGCUGUAGUCUGAGCAGGUUCUACUCUCACAGCGAGGGACACGAACCAACUCUUCUCCUCAUCAAGACCACGGCAAAAGAGGUCUGUGGGGCCUUCCUGUCAACAGACUGGAGCGAGCGCAGGCGAGGAGGGAACAAGCUCAGCUUCUUUGGAACUGGGGAGUGCUUUGUGUUCAGGCUGCAGCCAGAAGUGGAACGCUACGAGUGGGUGAUCAUCAAACACCCAGAACUGGCCACGACUGCUUCAGAGCCAGAAAACCAUAGCUCAGGAGGUCCCAGCAGCCUCUCCUCCAGCGCGCCCCCAGAGCCCUCGGACCGCCUGUCCCCCUUCCUCUCGGCUCGGCAUUUCAACCUGCCUUCCAAAACUGCCUCCAUGUUCAUGGCUGGCAGCAGCGAGUGCAUCAUUGUCGGAGGUGGUGAUGGCCAGGCUCUUUACCUCGAUGCAGAUCUGAACCAUGGGAGAACCAGCCACUGCAAUACUUUCAAUAAUCAACCCUUGUGCUCUGAAAGCUUCCAGAUCUCUGUCUUGGAGGUGUGGGGCUUCAGGGACACCAUGAACGGUUGAUGUGACUAUCAUUAAUCAACUAGUUUUUCAGUUGUCCUAGGAUUUGUCCCAAGGCAAAUUCUAAUUCAGGAGCCAAGUUAGAACAUAAUUUCUGCUGGGCUCAGUGGGGUUUUUAGUAAUUACUAAGUGGUGCACUUGAAUGCA